Messenger RNA from Malassezia sympodialis ATCC 42132, 861 nucleotides. RefSeq lists its product as uncharacterized. Gene Ontology annotation, biological process: tRNA processing. Gene Ontology annotation, molecular function: RNA binding. Bases 1 to 861 code for a protein of 286 amino acids. Lineage: Eukaryota; Fungi; Basidiomycota; Malasseziomycetes; Malasseziales; Malasseziaceae. The transcript is spliced from 2 exons. Gene Ontology annotation, cellular component: nucleolar ribonuclease P complex. The record is from RefSeq and is a predicted model, not a curated record.
AUGUUCCACGACCUGAAUGUGCCCUGGCCGGCACGGGAGGGAAGCGUAACGUCAAAGAAAGCAAAGAAAGCAGUACAGAAAACAGAUGAGAAUACGCAUUCCAACUCAGACACUGUCGAUCCGCUUGCCGUCCUUACUGAAUCUGAAAAGUCUAGACUGAGUCAACUCGUCUAUGAGUUGAGAGAGCUUGGGUAUUCCACAAUCGCUUUGAAUCAUGUGGUUUAUACUAAGUACGAUCCCCAGUUACAUCCCCAUCCUUUUGCGUCAACCCGGAAGGGCCCCAACCCACCUUUUCCGAAGUUGGACCCUCGAACACGAGGUGGCCAAGGUGUAAGGUCUCGGGCUCAAGGAAUCAAACAGCUCAGCCGACUGACACUUGUUCUGGACAAGGAUCAAGCCAUCAAGUCCGGCACAGGGUUUGUCGCAGCCAACAGUAAUGCGCUGCAGAAUUAUGACUUGCUAGCAGUGAUGCCUCUCACGGAGAGUGGUUUUCAACAUGCAUGUAUUACAAUGAGCGAGUUAAAACCUUUCAGCGUGGAUAUUAUCUCACUAGACUUAGCAGCUGCCCCAAGGCUACCAUUUCAUUUAAAACGAAGCACCGUCGGUGCUGCACUUGCUAAUGGUGUGGUUUUUGAAAUCACGUACGGAUCUGCAACAGAUACGUCGUCGUCUGCAAUGGGGGAUCAAGAUUUGUCGGCAGCUCGCAGGAAUCUUUUUAGCGGGGCAAGGGAAAUACUGCGCGCGACAAAUGGCAAGGGUGUGAUUAUCAGCGGUGCGGUCAUGGACGUGCUGGGAUUGCGUGCCCCUUAUGAUGUUUUGAAUAUGUAUGUCUAUGAAACUUAUUCGAUAGGGCAACGCUGA